Molecule: messenger RNA, 3835 nt
Organism: Ixodes scapularis (black-legged tick)
Lineage: Eukaryota; Metazoa; Arthropoda; Arachnida; Ixodida; Ixodidae
Exons: 13
Coding region: 593-3142 (849 amino acids)
Biological process (GO): response to endoplasmic reticulum stress; positive regulation of ERAD pathway
Cellular component (GO): endoplasmic reticulum
Source: RefSeq, a predicted model, not a curated record
CCCCUUUCUUUCGCCCGCUUUCUCUCUUUCUGUUGUUUUUUUACCUCCAGUCUCCAUUGGAUAUCCGGCGGACUUGCUCCUCAGUGUGUUUUCAAUGACGGAAGUUCCCGAGGUAGCUCGUCGCUUCGGUUGUGUUUGGGUGACCUAGAAGUCGUGCCGGAGCAGGAUUUUUCUUUCCCACACCGCGCACCGAAAGGCUUGAGAAGAAGAGAGGAGAGACUCUUGCGUCGCUUACGCAACGACGCAGCGCUGUGAUUCUUUUCUUUUUAUUAUUCCAAUACAGCGGAUUUCGUGCUACCGCCGUGAGCAGCAGCGAGCAAGUGGCCGCCAUGACCUCCGACUUGGUCAGUCCCAGGGCUUAAACAACAUUGAGGAAACCGCUGUGGGUGAUGGUGGCGGGAGCUUUCGUCAUCCGCUACGACGGACGGUGCAGUUUGACCAGGAUGCUGAUUUGAACGUGCUGGCCUGACCUCGUGGCCAGUUUCCACCAUCACUAGGAUCGCACUAGGCGUUCAUGCCACCGUGACGCCGGACAAGUCCGGUGCUGCUCUCUUCCCCCCCGGAAAGGCGGUUGGCACGUGCCGGCGGCGCCAUGGCACUCAACAUGGGGAUCCUGCCGCACUUGCUCGGGGCGGCGGCCGCCGCAAAUAACAACAACAACAACAACCCGAACAACCUGAACAACGUCCCACCGUCUCGGAACGUGGCCGGAAGCAGCAGUUCAAGCAGCCCGAUGAACAGUGUGCGAGACCGGCUCUUCCAUGCGCUCUUCGUGCGAGUGGCGCUUGCCUACGCCACUGCUGUGCCGCCGUGGGUCCGGACGCUGCUCGAGUACGUCACCCUGGUCAAGGCGCUGGUGUCCUUCUUCGUGCUGGCCUACAUCCAUGCGGCCUUCAUCCGGACUCCCAUCAGCUGCCUGGACCACAUGUCCCAGCAGUGGCCCCAAGACGGCAUCUUGCGCGUCGAGAUCCUCAGGGACUCCUCGUCGUCGCAGGAGCCGUACACGCUCGAGCAGUCCUACCUCAAAGAGCAGCGACUGCUACGGAUGGGCCAGGCACCCACACUCCCCGAGGUGCCCCCCGACAAACCCGUCAAGCAGGAGAGUGAGAUGGACAAAACCGUGACGACGACGGAACCAGCAGCCAGAAAGCCCGACCCAGCAAACGCGGGGCUGGUGAAGGUGAUCCCGACGAACGGCACUGCGAUCGACCCAGAUCCCACGAACGUGACGCCGACGAACCCGGGUCCAACGAAGAGGCUUCUGGCAAACUCGUAUCCAACAAACGCGCUUCCUAUGAACUUGGGGUCGACGAACGAGUGGAAGACGAAACGUGCGCCGACGGACGGCGGGCCGGCGGACAAAGCGGAGGCGCCGCCCCUGCUCGGGACGCGCGUUCGCGGUGCCGCGGGUCCCGACGGCGAGUUUGUCUACUACGAAUUGGCACCCAACGGAAGUGUGGAGGCCUCUCUACCCACGGACGGUAAUGGGUACCCACAGCCCUUGCAGGAAACGGUUUCAGAGUUUGAAAUGCUCGCGCGCGCAGUGUGGCCUCAGGACGAGUACAUUGUGGAGUAUGCCCUGGAGUACGGGCUGCUGCGGCUGAGCCAUGCGACCAGGCACAAGCUCAACAUCUCCGUCAAGAUCGUGACCCUGGACCCGUCUGAAGACGGCUGCUUUGGAGAUUGGUUCAGCCGGCUCCUCCUCGACAACUUCCUCGGCUACGACGACGUGCUGAUGGCGAGCCUCAAGAACCUGGCGGAGAAAGAGGACAACAAAGGUUACGUGCGCAACGUCGUGACCGGAGAGCACUACCGCUUCAUCAGCAUGUGGACAAGUCGCUCGUCGUACAUUGCAGCCGCCUUCAUCAUGGUCGUCUUUACAUUGUCCAUCUCGAUGCUGCUGCGCUAUUCACAUCACCAGAUAUUCGUCUUCAUCGUGGAGCUCCUACACAUGCUGGAGUUCAACUCGACCAUCAAUUUCCCGGCGGGUCCCCUGCUCACGGUCAUCCUGGCUCUAGUCGGCAUGGAGACCAUCAUGUCGGAGUUCUUCAACGACACCACGACGGCCUUCUACAUCAUCCUCAUCGUGUGGGUGGCCGACCAGUACGACGCCAUCUGCUGCCACACCGCCAUCACCAAGCGGCACUGGCUCAGGUUCUUCUACCUGUACCACUUUGCCUUCUACGCGUACGACUACCGCUUCAACGGACAGUACAGUGGACUGGCCCUGCUGACUUCAUGGUUCUUCAUUCAACAUUCCAUGAUAUAUUUCUUCCACCACUACGAGCUCCCGUCGAUCCUCCAGCGGUCGGGGCUGGGCUCCCAAGAACAGCCCCGCUCCUCGGAGGAGGUUGGCUCGGAGCAGCAGCAGACGGCGGCCCAGGCCCAGCAGUCAGCCUCAGCCAUGAACCAGCGGUCUUUUCACCAGCAGACCGUCCGGCUGAACGCGGGGGGCCAGAGCAUCACGCUUCAGACCACCACGGCUGACGUGCCGCGGGUGGCCUUCAUCCGUACCGUCUAUAUCGGAAACCUCCUCAGCGCUACGGCGACGCUGAGCACUACCGUUGUUCAGCAACAGAGUCAGAGUCAGCCUGCUGAGACGGCGGAGGAAGCCAGCGGCGUUCAGCCUUCGCCCGAGCCAGACUCCUGCACGAGUCUCCAAGAACAAGAGUCGAGUACUGUUGUCCAGGACGCUGAAGUCAUCGGAGUCGACUCGUCGGCGGACAAAGACGAAGUGUCUGGCACGCCACUGCAAGACACUGAGGUCAUCGGGACGUCUCUCUCCGAGGUCAAGGAGCGAUUGUCCGCACCACCGGUCCAGGACGGUGGUGGGGUCAUCGGGGCAGAGGCAUCGGAUGGAAAGGACGAGGCACACAAGCCGAGGAGCGUGCGAUGCGAUGUGUCCAGGAUGGAGAAGUCUUCGGCGGACGGGGAGGACAUCCGGCUACUGAGGGCUGUUCAAGACUCCGACAGGGAUGCCGGCGAAGAGUCAGUCGCCGCGGCAGACUGUUCGGGAAACUGGCCGGAGGGUCAGAAGGAGAGGACGGACUUUGUUGUGUCUUCCGGUGACUCGACGGCCGAGGCCGCGUCCCGAGCCAAGACGAGUGAGAGUCAGAGUGGAGCUUCGGGUCAUCGAGUUUAGUCAGGUGUUGCGAUAAGCCGGACCUCUUUUGGAGGUGCAACCCCCACUCCUCCCCCCCCCCCCCCCCCCCCCCCGCCGACUGACUACCUUGGGGUUGGGGUGUUUUUUUUUUUUUUUCUUUGCUGGGGUGCAUAAUUUUCUGCUCGUCCCUCGCAGCACUUGGAUACAGCGAUGGACUGUCUUCGCAGCUUUUCUGAAACUGUGUUGUGGGAAGAAAAAAAAAGUGUCUUAAGAUUUCAGACGCCUCAGUGGGUCUCAAUUUGAGGAGGCAGUUUUUCUCCUGCCAACUCCAGUCGUGUGCACGGGAGGAGGAUUUGUUUUUGGGAGGAUUUAUUUAUUGAUGCGAGAUCACAUCGGACCGUGUUUAUUGGGGUGGUUAAGUUUGGCUCUCAGUAGGCCUUUUAGGGAGGGCCGCGCGCUCCUUUGUCGUUUCUUUUAAUUUCUUUUAUUUUUUUUUGUAGUGGCGUGUUUGAAAAGUCGUUGCGACAAUGUCAUGAGUGCCUGGUGGGUGGACGCUGACGAAAAGCCUCGUCGUAUUUAUGUGAAGGUUGGUCUUUGAAACGUCGAGACGGUGGUUGCUUGCGCAGCAGGAGCCUGUCUCCUUCUUCCUUGUUUUCCCCUCAGUGUUUCACUGAGCGGCGAGUAUUUGCCGUGGUCGACCUCUUAGUUGAAUAAAGACUGUUCAGAAGUGUU